Molecule: messenger RNA, 1635 nt
Organism: Heterostelium album PN500
Lineage: Eukaryota; Evosea; Eumycetozoa; Acytosteliales; Acytosteliaceae
Gene: gbfA
Product: G-box binding factor
Exons: 4
Coding region: 1-1635 (544 amino acids)
Source: RefSeq, a predicted model, not a curated record
AUGAAAAUCUUUUUAAAUAAUAAAUUCACUUACUACUCAACUACUACUGAAGUAAGAAAGAAAGAUAGAGAAUCUUGGUUUAUAGAUUCAUUUGAAUUAAUUAAAACCAAAGUCGCUACAUCUUCUCCAAAGAGAAAUAAACUAAAGGAGCAACACUAUUUAUUUGUCAUCGCCAUGCUACCAGUAUCUUCAAAUACCAAUUCAGCUACAACCAGUUCCUCAGCAACUUCUCCUCAAUCCAUUCAUACAGACGUUAAUCUCACACUUCCACUGCCAUCUAUAUUUCAUAAUAACACCAACAGUAUGAAUCCACCAAUUCUUUUCUCACCGUCUGCUUCGUUGACACCAUCUUUUAUGUUGCCAUCCUCGCAAUCCUCCAUGUUGUCGCACAACUCGAACAUCUUCCAAGAUGCCUCCCAGCCGUACGGUAUGGACAUGCCAAACAUGGUCGAGCAAUUCAACAUGCACAGCCAUGCUGGUCACUCUGCUCACUACUCACCAGCCAUUCAAUAUCCCUAUUUGUACCUCCAGCAAUCGGCUGCUCAACAACAACAAGUCCAACAUCAACAUCCAUCACACGCACAUCUCGGUCAAGCCAACGUUCAACAACACCAGAGCUCACCGGCUGCUGCCACUACCACCACACCAACCAAAUCUGUAAAACGUAAACACAACACCACCGAAAAGAAGGAAACAACUGCACCAAACACCAUCCCUAAAUGCACACGUUGCUCAGAGUCUGCUUCGUGGAGACACGACAAGAGAAGAUGGUGGUGUAAAGAAUGUAAGAAGGCUUUCACACCAGGUAUCUCUAAACUCCAGAACGCCUCACCAACUCCACAGACUCAGAUGCCAAUGGCUCAACACCAACAAUGGGACCAACCCCAACCCAACAGCUCACAGAAUACACCACCAUCGGUUCCACAGAAUCCAAACCAAGUAACACCGGUCAGCUGCAAUUGUCCAAGCUGUGGUGGUACCGCCGGUUGGAAGCAUGACAAGAAGCGUUGGUUCUGUAAGGACUGUAAAAAAGCAUUCACCCUACAACCAGACGGAUCCAUGCCAACCUCACCAACCUCACCAAAGCCAAAGAAGACCAAACAAAAAAAGAACGCCGCUGCCACCAUGCCAGUAUCACAACCACCAACCUCGUCGACUGUAAAUAACCAGCUUCUCCAAGCUAACACCCAUUUGGCCCAGCCACAACAACUGCCACCAUUCAACAACACAAUGUUUUUGCCACCACUAGGUACCAACAAAGAGUUGGUAGGAAUGCCUUUCACCCAGAUGCGUGUCGGUCCAGUAAACUCACCAACCUCAAACACUCCACCAUCUAUUCCAUCGCCAUCGUCAAUCAUGAACAUGCCAUCACAGGUUUCGAUGAACAACAACCUCCUAGUGAAUGGAAGUAUGAUCAACCCAAACCUUUCGCCGACUGGAUCAUCAAAGAAGAUGGCCAAAAAGAAAGAAAAAGAUAUGACCGGUAAUGAUGGUCUCCAAGUUUUAGUAAGCGUCGACAAUGGUCUGCCUGACCUGAGCAGUAGAUCGAUUGGUGACCUCAAUGGAGUUUCAGAUUAUUCAAAGAUGACUCAAAAUAAGUAUCCAGUUCAGGAUCUCAGAUAUAUUGCAUCAUAA